CUGAAAUCAGGAGUCAGAUGCUUAACCUACUUGAUUAAGGUGUUUUUAAUUUGUUUUUAACCUCUUUUUGAAGUAGUUUAAAUGGGGGUUAAAAUGGUGGGAAAGCCUUGAGUUAACUACCUUGAAUUUUAGGACACUGGAGAGCUUUACAAGGAAUCUGCUUUGUAUAAAGCAAACAACUGGAUUCUUCCCGGAGAUAUUGGUGCUGGUACAGAUGGAGAAAGAAAAGGAAGCUUUGGAUGUGAUUGAAAGGACCCGGGAAAUGCAGUUAGUGCCGAGUGGGAUGCAUACGUAGCUGUAGCUGAGAGGAUCGCUGACUUACCCUUAUUUAGGUGACCUGGAUCCAUCUCCCAGAUCACGAGCCAAAGUUAAAGAACUUCCUCCUUCCCCUUCAUAGGCAGAACUGAGCAUUUUCUUGUGAGGAGUGGCAUCUAUGCGGAGGAAGCUGAUGGAGAAUAGUAGUUACUAGAAAUUAUUAUUUGGAGUCUGGGUUUUUGUAUUUGUUCCAGUGUCUAGCGUUUUUAAGGGCAAGUUACAAUUGAAACUUUGUUGGUGCCCUUUAAAGUUAGAUUUAAGUAUACAGCCUAUUGGGGGGUGCUGGGAUUUUUUUUUUUUUUAAGUGAGUUUAUAGCUAUUUGUUUCUAAGUGGUUUUAGCCCCAAAGGAAAGGAGAGGGACUUGCACUUGGAGGUGGUGGAGGGCCCUAUACAAACUCUACUUGAGCCUCAGAACGAUGACCAUUUCAUUACUAAAUUAUGGUCCUGAAUUUGGCAAACCUUUCAAGGCACAGGAGAUGUGUUGAGCCCCACUGAGUGUAUGAAUGACUGAUUUCCUUGUUCUCAUCUUUCCCAUCGUUACUUUUGUGAAAAAGACACUUCAGAAUGUUGAACCCUCUGCUUCUGUGCUGACAGUUUACCAAAUGGCUGAAAAGAGAAGAGAAAAUUUUAUUAUUUUUUUAAAAAUCUGAGGUGGUUAACUGUUCACAGCUAGUCGGUCUGUUCUUUUCGGUCACAGGCAUAUGACUGCUUGUAUCGGAGAUGUUAUACUUUGGGCGUUAUGGAAUUGGAAUUUCCUUUCAGUUCAGGACCCCUUUGUGACGGUGAUUUCAUCAGAUGGAAAAAUCAGAUUGUCGGCAAGAAUACGAAGAGGGAGCCAGCCUGGAUCAUUUGUUGGCAGUACAUAUUGGCUGAAGUCAGUUUUCAUUUCAAGAUGUUUUCUUCCAAUGGGCUUUUGCUGUAGGAUGUUGGAAAACCAAGAGCAGGAGGAGGUGAUCACUGUGCGUGUUCAGGACCCCCGCGUGCAGAAUGAGGGCUCCUGGAAUUCUUAUGUGGAUUAUAAGAUAUUUCUCCACACCAACAGCAAGGCCUUUACCGCCAAGACGUCCUGUGUGCGUCGCCGCUACCGUGAGUUCGUGUGGCUGAGAAAGCAGCUACAGAGAAAUGCUGGUUUAGUCCCUGUACCUGAACUUCCUGGGAAGUCAACCUUCUUUGGCAGCUCAGAUGAGUUCAUUGAGAAGCGCCGGCAAGGUCUGCAGCACUUCCUGGAAAAGGUCCUGCAGAGUGUGGUCCUCCUGUCAGACAGCCAGUUACACCUCUUCCUGCAAAGCCAGCUCUCGGUGCCUGAGAUCGAAGCCUGUGUCCAGGGCCGAAGCCCCAUGACGGUUUCUGACGCCAUUCUUCACUACGCUAUGUCAAACUGUGGCUGGGUCCAGGAGGAGAGGCGGGGUUCUUCUCACCUGGCUAAAGGAGACCAGCCUAAGAGUUGCUGCUUUCUUCCACGAUCGGGCAGGAGGAGCUCUCCCUCACCACCUCCCAGGGAAGAAAAGGACCAUUUCGAGGUGUGGGCUCCCGUUGUUGACUCUGAAGCUCCUUCCUUGGAAGGCCCCCCUCUGCCACCCUCCCCCUCGCCAUCAUGCUGUGAUUUUACAAGACCUGAUGAGGGGACGUCUGCUCCUCAGCCAGUGAGGAGGGCCAUGGCAGGGGACCAUGCUGUGCCUUUGGACCCUGGGCAGUUAGAAACGGUUGUGGAGAAAUGAGCUCUGGUCUGAGCCCUGGGUUCUGCUCCGAGGCGGCAAGGGGACUUGCUGGGGUGGGAUCGGGCACAGGGUAGGUGUGGGCGGUUGGGCCACUUAGUGUCUUACGGUUGCCUCUGCUCAGGUUGGUUGCACAGAGGCGGGUCGCAAUAGCUCCUCAGGCUUCCUCCGCAGGAUUAAACACUGUACAGUUGUAAGGUAGGCGUAAGGCCCGCGGGCUGUUGGUUUUGCACGGAAACACUGGGCGGGGGGUGGUAUAUUUACUCCCCUGGGAGCUGAGUUUCUUUGGAUGUUCGUUAAUGGACCCGAGAGCAUUGCCUCAGGUGACUGGUUUUGGGGACCUGCAAGUGGCAGAUUUUAAGCUGUCCUGUUGCAUACUGACCCAACAGAAACACUUGCGUAGUUGUAUUCCCGGGGGCUGUGUUUUUGCUGCGGCCCUUGGAGCACUUUGUUUCUGGGAGGCUGGCCUCUUGCCUGCCUCCUUUGGUGGACCAGGCGGUGAAUGUUGAUUCUCCCACCCCCUCGCUUGCCUUCCUUCACUAAUCCCACGGAACGGAACAGUGCUGUGACUCCUCUGUCGCCGGGGUUUCCCGCAUAUCCUGAGACCUCAGUCUCACCACGUGGGGCCUGAGCUCAUGGCCAUCUGCGGAAGAGAAGCGGUCGGUCACAGCCCGAGGAAAGGCAACGGCUCGGGGUUUUGUUUUAGAAAAGGCUGUCCUGGGUCCUGCGCUGUCGCUGUCUUUUCCAGUUACAAAGCAGAGAUGUGACUGUGUUUUCUGCACGGUUAGCGUGGGCUCCUUUCUUUUUCGAAUCCUUCUCUUCUCCCUGAGUAAUAGCCUCCUGCCCCCGGGGCUUCAGCUACCACGGUGUCCCUCUGCUGUUUUGCAGGGAGGCCGUAUGUUCAGUCCAAUGGGGCGCAAGGGCUUUGUCUGUGCCUGGAGAGAGGGCUCUGGGGAUGGAGGUGAGGAACGACACGCCUUCACACAAUGAGGCAUUCUGCCCUCCUGCUGCCAUAAUUCCUCUCCGUGGAGAGCCGAGCGGCUAGGAGCCCAGUGCCGCUGGCGGUGUGCAUUGCGUGGCGCUUAGGUGUGGGUGUGGGUGUGGGUGUGCUGUUCUCCUCUCGCCCACCCCCCCCUCCUCUGGCCAGCCCGCCCUGUCUGCGGGCUCCUUUAACACCAGCCUGUGCUGUGGGACUGUCAUGGCAUUUAGUUCAGAGUUGAGGGGCUUUGGCCUGAAAUAAAAUUCCAAGUAUUUAA
Messenger RNA from Leopardus geoffroyi (Geoffroy's cat), 3287 nucleotides. It is a transcript of the gene SNX11, whose product is annotated as sorting nexin 11. Bases 1018 to 2034 code for a protein of 338 amino acids. Gene Ontology annotation, molecular function: phosphatidylinositol binding. The transcript is spliced from 8 exons. NCBI's taxonomy places the organism in Eukaryota, Metazoa, Chordata, Mammalia, Carnivora, Felidae. Gene Ontology annotation, biological process: intracellular protein transport. The record is from RefSeq and is a predicted model, not a curated record.